GGGACCAGGAUGAAAACAAGACGACGACGAUCAACAAUCGUCAGUCAGAAUCAGAAUGGACAAAGUUGGGAAAUUGAAACGAGCAGCGAUAGGACUGAAGAGGAUUUUAUCAGGCGGAUCAUCGAGGGAAGAUGAUCGGGACACGGGAAGCAAGGUACCAAAUCAGGGUCAGAUUAAGAGCAACGUCCCAAUGGAAAGUGGUCCCGCCGCAGAGGAGCAGGAGCAAAUUCAGCCCGGAGACAGUGACGUCAGCGACACCGAUCAGGACCCUGGAACCAGCACAAGUGAGGCGACCGCCUGUCAGCUCGGAAGCUCAUUGAACAUGGAAUUGUCAAGUCCCCAACAAGGAGCAGAGCCAGAGUUUACAAUCUCCGACCUCCUGGCAGAGGGGGAGGAAUACCGACUGUACCAACUGACAAAGUUCUACAGAGACAGACUCCAACAAGCGAUUGAAGAAAAGGUUGAGAGACUCGGUAUAAUGUUGACAGAGGAGGGACAUCUCAGUAGAGAAGAAAAUGAGAAAGUCACUGAACUGGCAGAGAAGGGAAACCGGGCAGAGAGUUCCAGACUCCUCCUCAGUUUGGUGAUGGGCAAAGGCUCCCAGGCCCGGAGGGCGAUGUGGAAAUGCUUUGUGACUUUGAGGACUGAGUUACCGAAGUUGGACAGAAUACUGAGGCAAAUACAGGAGAAAGGUCCUGAUCCACAGGAAUACAUGAACAAUGCCCAAGAGUUAUUUGAGUUACCUACUCAACUGAUAGGUGAGUGA
Molecule: messenger RNA, 766 nt
Organism: Hypanus sabinus (Atlantic stingray)
Lineage: Eukaryota; Metazoa; Chordata; Chondrichthyes; Myliobatiformes; Dasyatidae
Exons: 5
Coding region: 56-766 (236 amino acids)
Biological process (GO): regulation of apoptotic process
Source: RefSeq, a predicted model, not a curated record